AAAUUCGCUUCCCUCCCUCGGGAUGGAUCCGUCCUACGUUCCGAGGAGCUGGAGUUACUCGCUCGCUUUUCCAUUAGGAGACUUUUGGGACACUUGAACAGGAUCAGCGGCGGUCGACGAACACCUUUCGAUAGAGCGGGAUGAAACGCGCUAUUCUUCUGCAAACGAACCAUCAAAAAGAGUUUCAUUCACUGCACACUUGAGACAAAACGCGCUUUGUUCGCACGCGCAGAACUCGCAUAUCACUCGUGGAGAGAUCCGCGCUGAUUCCCGAGUGCAGCUGCAUCAGAGAAACGCUCGCUGUAAGGAUGUGUUUACUAAGGAUUACAACUGGAGCUCAUCUUUUGCUGAUAUCCGUCCUCCUCACAACAUUUACAUACGCAGUGGCUGACGUGAAUCUGUCGGAGUCUGGAGAGAUCGAGGCUCUAGCUGAGGCCCAAAGCGGAGGGCUGCCAACAGCUGAAGGUUAUUUCCUGGAGUUUGUGGAGCCGCCAAACAAUAUAACUAUAGUGCAGGGCCAGACGGCCACUUUACACUGCAAAGUGGCAGGCCACCCGCGGCCCAGCAUCCGCUGGCUUAAGAACGACGCCCCGGUGGUGCAGGAGCAGGGCCGAGUCUCCAUCCGCAAGACAGAGGCUGGAUCCAAGCUCCGCAUUCAAGACCUGGACACCACCGACACCGGAUACUACCAGUGUGUGGCUUCAAACUCCAUCAAAGUCAUUUCGGCUACUGGAGUGCUCUAUGUGCGACUGGGGACUGGAGGACAGUUGCCAGCCCAUGGAGGAGAAGACUCAAAGCAUGAGAAGGGCUUCUGCCAGCCGUACCGUGGCAUCGCGUGCGCUCGCUUCAUAGGGAACAGGAGUAUCUACGUGGAGUCUCUGCAGAUGCAGGGAGAAAGUGAAAACCGCAUCACUGCGGCCUUCACGAUGAUCGGCACCUCGACCCAGCUAUCAGACCAGUGCUCUGAAUUUGCUAUCCCAUCCUUCUGCUAUUACGUCUUCCCGUUAUGCGAGGAGGGCACCAGAGGUCCAUGGCAGCGCCAACUCUGCCGCGAUGAGUGCGAGGCUCUGGAGAACGACUUGUGCAAUGCCGAGUACACCAUCGCACGCUCCAACCCUCUCAUCCUCAUGCAACUCGAGCUGCCCGCAUGCAACCUGCUUCCCCACCCCGGCUCGCCAGAAGCUGCCAGCUGCAUUCGCAUCGGCCUGCCACCGCAGUAUUCACCCCCAAAUCACAGCUGUUACAACGGAAGUGGCGCCAACUACAAAGGCACGGUCAGUGUCACGAAAUCAGGCUACCAGUGUCAGCCGUGGAGCGCACAGUAUCCACACAGUCAUCAUCUGACGCCUGUUGAGUACCCUGAGCUCAGAGGAGGCCACAAUUUCUGCAGGAACCCCGGAGGGCAAAUGGAGAGCCCUUGGUGUUUCACUUUAGACCCUAAUGUUAGAGUGGACGUCUGUGACAUUCAGCCCUGCAAUCCUCCAGAGAAAGUGAAAAAGGAGAUACUGUACAUCUUAAUCCCCAGUAUAGCCACCCCUCUUGUUAUUGCCUGCUUAUUCUUCUUGAUCUGCAUGUGUCGCAACAAACAGAAGGAGUCUGCUGAUGACACCCCCACUCGCCGCCAACUCACUGCCUCACCGAGUCAAGAAAUGGAGCUGCCUCUACUUAACCAGCACAAGCAUCAGGCGAAGCUACGAGAACUCAACCUGUCUGCAGUUCGAUUCAUGGAGGAGCUUGGAGAGGACCGUUUCGGAAAAGUCUACAAAGGUCACCUCUACGGUACGGCUCCAGGUGAGCAGACCCAGGUGGUGGCUAUAAAGACGGUCAAAGACAAGGACGAGGGUCCUCUACGGGAAGAAUUCCGCCACGAGGCCAUGCUCCGGUCCCGCCUACAGCACCCCAACAUCGUCUGCCUUUUGGGUGUGAUAACUAAAGAACAGCCCAUGAGCAUGAUCUUCAGCUAUUCGGGCCACGGUGACCUCCACGAGUUCCUGGUCAUGCGAUCCCCUCAUUCGGACGUCGGCAGCUCUGAUGACGACAAAACGGUCAAAUCCACUCCAGCCUGGAUUUACACACUGAUGCUAGAGUGCUGGAAUGAGUUCCCCGCAAGAAGGCCAAGAUUCAAAGACAUUCAUGCCCGGUUGCGCACCUGGGAGAGCUUGUCCAACUACAACAGCUCGGCGCAGACCUCAGGAGCGAGCAACACCACUCAAACCAGCUCCCUCAGCACGAGCCCCGUCAGUAACAUCAGCAAUGCCCGCUACAUUAGUCCCAAAAAGUCUUCCCCGUUUCCCCAGCCUCAGUUUGUGUCCAUGAAGGGCCAGAUGCGCCCAAUGGUGCCGCCCCAGCUCUACAUCCCAGUCAACGGCUACCAGCCAAUGCCGGCUUAUCCGUACAUGCAGAACUUCUACCCCAUGCAGAUCCCCAUGCAGAUGCCUCCACAGCAGCUGCACCCACAGUUGGUCGCCAAGGCUGGAUCACACCACAGCGGCAGCGGCUCCACCAGCACCGGCUAUGUGACCACUGCACCCUCCAACGGAUCUGGCACGGAGAAGACGGCCCUUAUGAAUGAAGACCUGAAGACGACAGACGAGGAUUUUGCUGACGGGGCCUCUCAAAGUGGCCUGCACAACGAGGACCUAUCUGUUCCUGAGACAGAGCUCCUGGGGGACAAUGACAGCCCGCGGACAGAGGACAAUGGAAACAACUCGGAAGCAUAGACAAUCUAUGAUUUUUCUAAUUUUUUUCUCAGUUGUACAGGUUUAAAAAGUGAAGGGAAACCAGUGAAUGACACAUGGACGUGGUGUUAUUUAUGGGCUUUUGUUUUAUCCGCAGCCACUGAUGGAUGAAUGCAUCAUGCUGCUGGAGAUAUUUUUAUAAGAAAUGUCAGCUUCACCCAUGAGCUGCGGUUUUUGUAGUCUGUGAUGAAGAAUCAAGCUUUCAGCCCUUCUGCUUUGGGGUCGGUGGCAGAUAUGA
Messenger RNA from Sinocyclocheilus rhinocerous, 2976 nucleotides. RefSeq names its product tyrosine-protein kinase transmembrane receptor ROR2-like. Lineage: Eukaryota; Metazoa; Chordata; Actinopteri; Cypriniformes; Cyprinidae. Gene Ontology annotation, biological process: multicellular organism development; cell surface receptor protein tyrosine kinase signaling pathway; protein phosphorylation. The transcript has 9 exons. The record is from RefSeq and is a predicted model, not a curated record. Bases 309 to 2720 code for a protein of 803 amino acids. Gene Ontology annotation, molecular function: transmembrane receptor protein tyrosine kinase activity; ATP binding; Wnt-protein binding. Gene Ontology annotation, cellular component: signaling receptor complex; plasma membrane.